Molecule: messenger RNA, 2216 nt
Organism: Gaeumannomyces tritici R3-111a-1
Lineage: Eukaryota; Fungi; Ascomycota; Sordariomycetes; Magnaporthales; Magnaporthaceae
Product: serine/threonine-protein phosphatase PP2A catalytic subunit
Exons: 8
Coding region: 580-1566 (328 amino acids)
Biological process (GO): mitotic cell cycle; peptidyl-serine dephosphorylation
Cellular component (GO): cytosol
Molecular function (GO): protein serine/threonine phosphatase activity
Source: RefSeq, a predicted model, not a curated record
UACCCCACCCGCCCGAAGUACCACGGCCUGGUAGCGACCGAGCCAUUGGGGCGCGUUGCUGUGCACAAGGGCCUGGUCACUGCAUUUCCCGCUGGAACUGCCCGCAAUCCAGCAGCUCACAGCAAUUGAGCCCCAGCUGGAGAUCAGACAUCAAAUCUCCAGCCCAUUUCAGCCCGCUGCACGCUGUCAACACCCACCUCGACGUUGGGGUUUGUCUCGACUUGCCUGGCCGCCGCCACCCUUGUCAACCAAGCGUGCAAGCUCACACAUCCCAUACCAACGCUUUGUCGCCCGCCUCGAGUGUCAUGACAGCCGCCAUUUGAACCACCACCAAACAACCACCAAACCACCCGUCGACCGCCGGCUACAAUCCACCUCGCCUGCACCCACCUACUCCCGCCCUGAUCGCUCUUCUCUCGGCAACGCGUCCUCUCGCAUCCCGCUAUCUGCUGCGCCGCCCCUCCCCCAAUCCCGCCAUCGCCCCCGUUGUCGAGCUGAAAACAGCCGCCGCUGCCCAGGAUAGAGUCCUCGGAGCUACAGCCGCUGGACAUCGUCAUCGACGACGACGACGGCGUCAACAUGGACACCAACAUGGAGGACGUCGGCCGCGUGCCCACCGACCUCGCGCCCCAGCCCGCCCUGGAGCCCACCACCAUCCCCACGCUCGACGGCUGGAUCGAGAGCUUGAUGUCGUGCAAGCAGCUGGUCGAGUCGGAUGUCCAGAGACUCUGCGAGAAGGCGCGCGAUGUUCUGCAGGAUGAAUCCAACGUCCAGCCUGUGAAAUGCCCCGUCACCGUUUGCGGCGAUAUACAUGGCCAGUUCCACGACUUGAUGGAGCUCUUCAAGAUCGGAGGCCCCAACCCCGAUACGAACUAUCUUUUCAUGGGUGACUACGUUGACCGAGGCUACUACUCGGUCGAGACGGUCACGUUGCUGGUGGCGCUGAAGAUCCGCUACCCGCAGCGCAUCACGAUCCUGCGGGGGAACCACGAGUCGCGGCAAAUCACCCAGGUCUACGGCUUUUACGACGAGUGCCUGCGCAAGUACGGCAAUGCCAACGUGUGGAAGUACUUCACGGACCUAUUCGACUAUCUUCCUCUCACAGCCCUGAUCGACAACCAAAUCUUCUGCCUUCACGGUGGCCUCUCGCCCAGCAUCGAUACGCUCGACAACAUUCGGGCGCUCGACAGGAUCCAGGAGGUGCCACACGAGGGCCCAAUGUGCGACCUUCUCUGGUCCGACCCCGACGACCGCUGCGGCUGGGGAAUCUCGCCCCGUGGCGCCGGCUAUACCUUCGGCCAGGACAUUUCCGAGGCCUUCAACCACAACAACGGCCUGACCCUUAUUGCCAGAGCCCACCAGCUGGUUAUGGAGGGCUACAACUGGUCCCAGGACCGCAACGUCGUCACCAUUUUCUCGGCACCCAAUUACUGCUACCGCUGUGGCAACCAGGCCGCCAUCAUGGAGAUUGACGAGCACCUUAAAUACACCUUCCUCCAAUUCGACCCAUGCCCUCGCGCGGGCGAGCCACUGGUCUCAAGACGGACACCUGACUACUUCCUAUAAUGAACUAUGGCGAGGUCCACGAACGGUGGAGGGAGAGCGGAAAACAAGCCAGGGCUGCACGGUGCAAUCACACUACCCCCUCGAUAUCCGUAAUGCCAUAUCCCAGAACCCGAACCCCCGUCUGCGCUGUUUGUCGUGCAGUGGGUAGAUAUCGCCAGUUGAUAUUCUACCUGUUUAAAAUCACGUGGCUUGUUAAUGUCUGCGGUGUCCCAUUGCCCAAGGGGAGAGAAAAGGAAGGCAGAACUGUUCCAUGUUGGAUCUCCAAUGCCCCCCUUUGCAGGUGUUGUCGGGUGUAAUAUCUUCCCUCAGAUGGGGACGGAGACGGAGACAUGGUCACUGUGGGGCACGGCGUGUGUUUGGUCAACGGAUGUGGUGGCGAGCAGCGGGAGUCGGAGAGGGGUUUUGUUUUACAUUCUCGGCACCGGCAAGCUUUGAUAUAGAUCUCGGAUUCGCCCCAGUUGUCUCGGUAGACCUUGUUGUGUAGAACCUACCCUAGAUUCAUGUGACCGACCAACAGAGAGUCGGUGCUGUUGACUGAACGGAACUUGUAGCUAAUAAGUGUUUGUAGUCGUAACGACCUCGUAUACGCAAGGUUUUUGCGUGUUGGAUGAGUAACCCUAACUCUAUUAUACCAUAGCCAAAUAUCCAAC